This is a messenger RNA of Parastagonospora nodorum SN15, 698 nucleotides long. RefSeq lists its product as hypothetical. Gene Ontology annotation, molecular function: histone binding; cyclin-dependent protein serine/threonine kinase activator activity; protein kinase binding. Gene Ontology annotation, biological process: regulation of mitotic cell cycle. Bases 1 to 351 code for a protein of 116 amino acids. The record is from RefSeq and is a predicted model, not a curated record. The transcript has 4 exons. NCBI's taxonomy places the organism in Eukaryota, Fungi, Ascomycota, Dothideomycetes, Pleosporales, Phaeosphaeriaceae. Gene Ontology annotation, cellular component: SCF ubiquitin ligase complex; cyclin-dependent protein kinase holoenzyme complex.
AUGACGGGCGGUAUGGAUAUUGACUUCACUCGGCGCAACAAGAAGCCGCGCCCACUCUCAGAGCACGAGAAAGAGAAGCUGGACGAGUUUGUGGAUGCGAUCCAUUACUCCGCCAGGUAUUCCGACGACGAGAAUGAGUAUCGUCACGUGCAGCUCCCAAAGCAGAUGCUCAAGGUCAUCCCCAAGGACUACUUUGACUCGCGAGGCACCCUGAAGCUGUUGUGGGAGGAGGAAUGGAGGGCGCUUGGCAUCACCCAGAGCUUGGGUUGGGAGCACUACGAGGUCCACGAGCCAGAACCACACAUCUUGUUAUUCAAGCGACCGAUCAACUACCAGCCUCCCAUGCACUAGAUGCGAUCUCACCCCCCGUCAGAGUCAGACGAAGAGAGCCUCUCGAGGCCACACGCGACGAGCAACGCGCUCGGCCCCCAGGAUAUGGCACAUUUCUUGCGGCGAUACUUGCCGGCUUCUUUGUGUAUUUUGAGCGCGACAUGUUAGAUAUAACGACGAUAUGAUAAUGGUUUGGACAGAGAACUUGCCGACUCCGGAGCCGCGUGGCUAGUGCCGAGACACCGCACGAAGACGCCUGCUAGGACGGCCUUGAAGCCCACGUUUGUACAUAGUUGUAUGACUGUCGCGAGAGUCGCUGCAGCUGCUAGGUACGAAACGUUAUGCCCGGGCUCAUAGACUCCUUCCAG